Fonsecaea multimorphosa CBS 102226 is the source of this 1485-nucleotide messenger RNA. RefSeq lists its product as uncharacterized. The transcript has 5 exons. Gene Ontology annotation, molecular function: transmembrane transporter activity. Gene Ontology annotation, biological process: transmembrane transport. Lineage: Eukaryota; Fungi; Ascomycota; Eurotiomycetes; Chaetothyriales; Herpotrichiellaceae. The record is from RefSeq and is a predicted model, not a curated record. Bases 1 to 1485 code for a protein of 494 amino acids.
AUGGGCACAGACACCGCGUCCGAAUCUCCAGAGUCCCCAGUUGAACCCCAUCCUCCCGACGCUCUGAGAUGGACCGACGAGCAUGAUCCAGAGAACCCGUUCAACUGGCCAGCGACGAGGCGUUGGGGAGUGGUGGGUCUGGCAUGCUACGUAACUUUCAUUGUCGGGUGGAAUGCCACCACAGUCUCGGGAGCAGCAAUAGAGAUCGGCGAGUACUUCGGCGUCAGUGAUCAGAGCUUUCCCAACUCCUUCUGGCCCGUUACAUCUUGGACGACUGGUGCUGCUGUGGCGCCAAUGAUCGUGCUGCCCAUAAUGGAGGAUUUUGGCGUCCGUCCAGGAUAUCUGAUUUCUUAUUUCAUAUUUUCGAUCUUCGUCAUUCCGCAAGCUGUGGCUACGAAUUUCGCAACACUGCUCGUCACUCGUUUCUUUGCUGGCUGUUGCGCGGGAAUUCUACAGGACGGAACCGACGGCAUUGUCGCUGACUUGUUCCCUGAUCCUGUGAGGCGAAGUCUACCAAUCAGUUGUUAUGUGUUUUCCCUCCUUGCCGGAGUUACAAUCGGACCAGUCAUUGGCGGUGCUAUCAAGGAACACUUAUACUGGCGAUGGAUAUUCUACAGCCAACUUUGCAUCUACUUUGGCUCGUUUCCAAUGAUAUUCCUGAUCAUGAAAGAAACCCGGGGCCCGGUCAUCCUGCUGAAGCGGGCCAGAAGAAAUGCAUCUAAUCAACAACAAGGCAACAUCUCGGAACUAGAGAAACAGCAGCAUCACUUCAGCCCCGUCCAAUUUUUGAAAGAAAACGUUGUGCGACCGGGCUAUAUGCUCGUCACCGAACCGGUCGUCUUCUUCUUCACACUCCUGACAGCGCUCUCCUACGGCAUUGUCUUUGUCUCCUCGCAAAGUGUCACUCAGGUCUUCAUGAAGCUGUACGGCUGGCCAGAGCAUACAACUGCCUAUGUGCAAGCCGCGAUCGUGGUCGGCGAGUUCCUCGGCCUCCUCAUAUGCUUGUAUCAGAACUACUUAUUCGAGAGGGCUUUCCGGCCCCAAAGCCGCACACCUAAGUCCCGACUUCCAGAAGUCCGCCUGUAUAUGAGCAUUCCGGGUUCGUUUAUUGGUCUUGCCGGUGGACUGUUUUGGUACGGCUGGACAAGCUACAGGUCCUUGCAUUGGAUUUUGCCCACCAUCGGAUUAACCCUGACUGGCAUAGGCAGCAUGGUGGUCAUGCAGGCCGUCAUGAUGUAUCUCACAGACGCUUAUGCCAAGUAUGCCGCGAGUGCCAGCGCCGCUGCUUGCGCCGGCGAAAACAUCUUUGCCGCUUUCUUGCCCCUGGCGGCUCAGUCAAUGUACACCAACCUGGGAUUUCAGUGGGCCAGCAGUGUAUUGGCAUUCAUUGCGCUGGGUCUUAGCUUUGCGCCGAUAGUACUGAUUUUCUACGGCGAGACCAUCAGGAAAUGGAGUCCGUUCAUGUCCCAGGCGGCGUAUGAAUGA